GAGAGAAGAGAGAGAGAGAGAGAGAGAGGAAAAGAGUGAGAGAGGCCUCGAGAGCAAGAGAGGAAGAGGAAGAGCCAGAGAGAGAGAGAGAGCGCGAGCGAGCGAGAGUGAUAGAGAGAGAGAGAGACCCACAAACACAGAGGGAUACUAACAACACCAUCAAAGCCUUGCCAGUGUUGUGUGCUAACGACGGGCCACCACACCUGUGCCACUCUGUCCCCGCCGGACUAUGUGCAGGCCAUACAUCCAUCCUUUGAGCAAUGGAUGAACAGGAAUUUGAAGAAAUCCUGACCUACCUCUCUAAGAACAAAUACCCUGAGAGCAUUAAGUCGAAAGACAGUCGGAGCAACUGGCGAAAGAAAUGCCGUCCUUUCAUAUGCUGCAAGGACGAGCUCUACUACAAUCACAAGAAGUACGGGGCCUUGUUGGCAGUGAAAGGAGUCAAGGAUAAGAACCGGGUAAUUGAAAAGUGCCACAUACAGGCCGAUGGCAAGCACCAUGGGAUUAAUAGAACGCUCAAGAAGAUAAGCACAAAUUACUAUUGGAAGACAAUAGCAAAAGAUGUCCACAAUUAUGUUAAGAUGGUGUGCCAGACCUGCAUUGACCAAGCCAUACAACAGACCAAUGCAGCUAAAAAUUCAAAUACAUCUCAGGAAGAAUCUGAAGGAGGAAUUCGGGUAAAAUCCACACACAAAAUAGUGGACAAAGCUAUUGAACAAAUAGGACUAGAUGUGAUUGGGAACAUCUUGGAGCCAAGUGUUCCGUCGCCUCAAGAACCAGGAUGUACUAUGUUUAAGUGUGAAGGGGCUGUACCCCAACAGUCGAUGCCACAGUCAUUAGUGCUUCGAGACCACAUAAUGGCACAGUGUGGACUAGAUGUAGUAGGACCCCUUAGUGAAACACACAAAGGAAAACGUUUCAUAGUUGUGCUUACAGACUGUGUAACAAAGUGGGUGGAAGCAACUGCGAUAUCAGAAUUUACAACUGAAUCAGUUGGGAGUUUCUUAGUUGAGGCUAUAUGCCGACACGGGUCAAUAGAAGAGAUAAUGACAAAACACAAUCCUGAUUUCUGUGCACGUUUAAGUGAGAAGCUUUGUUCUAUGAUAGGCAUUGCAAUCAGAAUGUCAACCAUACUACCUUCUCAACCAAACGGGUAUAUAGAGCACUACUGGUAUAAUUCAGUCUUGUGCGGUGCCUUGAUGAAAUACAGUAAUCAAAACCAGUAUUAUUGGGACACAUCUUUAAAUCAGGUGAUUUUAGCUUAUAGGACAUUCCAUCAAAAGGGCCUUUCAGGAUCCCCUUUCCAACUACUGUAUGACAGACCUCUUCGUCUUCCGGUGAUGGGCAUCUCUCAGCCUUCUGGUGAUUCUUACUCUGAUGAGCAGGAGGCCCUGACAGCCCACAUUAACAACUACCUGAAGGCUUUAUCUUGCUCUACUCAUCAGCAACAACAGCCAGGAACACAACAUCAGGACAGACUGACUCCGCCUUAUGCACCAUCAGGCAACAUUGACUCUCCUUCGCCUUCAUCCACACCAAUCAACAAUUCUUCCCAACACCAAUCCAGUCACGUCUUAGGAUCAUUUGCUCAAACUGUUGUCACAAACAACCACAUCAAUUCAACACUUCCCAUCACCACCUUCGGUUCAAACCUCCAACCUGCCUCCCACAACAAUGUCUCUGUACAUGCUAUCCCUACUACAAGCAUAACACCUCAGACAAUACCUACAAAUCUGAAUGCUCACACCAUGUCAACAAACACCGUCACCCCCCAAACCAUUCAGUCCAAUAGCUCGCAUAAUCUCACUACCAACAGCCACAUAAUUACAACUCCUUCAGUCACCCCAGUAGCCAGCCAAGUUAUUACUCCACACAUUUCAGUCACUCAACCAACAACCGUCCAAACUAAUUCUAACAUUACCACGAACACAAGUUCUGACAGUCAUGCGGGACAUAUGGUCAUGAUACAGACUGACAUGAAGACGUAUGGAGAUUCAAUUUAUCUAAUCUGUUCUCAGUGAUGAUGCAGCACCUCAGGGACGAACAGGUUUCAGGUAGAAUCAGACACAUCAUAAAACACAUGCAAAUGUAGACAUAAUUUCAUAGUGUGUAUUUUUGAUGAUUUAUGUUUCUUAGGAACCUUUCAUACUAACACCAAGAGCCAACAAUGAUUUCUUUUCUAAUUAUUUUUAAACUUCUUAGUAGAAUUCCUAAUGAGUUUGAAAUGAAUACCUACCUCCUCAAAAAUGAAAAGUACUAUACAAUCCCAAGCUUCUCAGUGAUCUUUAGCAGAAAGGUUUUAAUUUCUUAGGAAAAAACUUUUAAAUUUUUAUUUGAAGGCCUACAAAUUAUUCUGAGAAAUAGCUUUACUAUAUACUAAGGUCAGCAGCUUCUUGUCUUCAGACUAUCCAAUGACGGUAAUGUAUUUACCAAGCGUCACCAAUAAAAAUUAUGCAAGAUA
Penaeus indicus is the source of this 2461-nucleotide messenger RNA. RefSeq lists its product as uncharacterized. Gene Ontology annotation, biological process: DNA integration. Gene Ontology annotation, molecular function: nucleic acid binding. The record is from RefSeq and is a predicted model, not a curated record. The coding region runs from base 261 to 2021 and encodes 586 amino acids. Lineage: Eukaryota; Metazoa; Arthropoda; Malacostraca; Decapoda; Penaeidae. The transcript has 3 exons.